CGCGUUGUUCCUCAGUCCUUGUAAGAGAGAGAAAAUGAUAUCAUAUCAAAUGUAAUGUGAGUGAGUUUUAUUGGCAACCCUUUUUGUGGGUUUGAAUCAGUCAGCAAAUAGACCUUUUCUCAAUCUAUACUAUUAUAAUCCCCUUACAAGAAACUGGUCCAUUUGCGGAAAAACCUCCUUACUCGGUUUUCUUUGGUCAAACUUUUCUCUUUUCCUUCUCUUUUCUCUCCUUAUAUCAUCCCCUUCCUCCCAAUUUCUUCACUAAAGAAAAUAUUUUCGCUUUCCUUGUAGUAUACAUAAGCUUUCAGCUCUCACCUCAGCUUCACAGUUCAUACCUCCUUCACUCUAUAAUCACUUACCCUUUAACAUCAAUUCAAGAUUUGGAGCUUCUGGUCACUAUUACUACCACAUUUCAUAGCCAUCUUUUACUUAGCCAUUAAUCAUUCCAACCCAUUUGCUAUCCCAUCUCAUUUCAUCUAUAAAACAACACAUUUCAUAGCUUACUUGGGUGUCAUGCAAGAUAUUUUCAUGUUUGCAGCUUCUGCUUCAACAAUUUUCAGCCUCACCAUAUCCCAUUUUGAACUUCCUUUUUGGACAUCGUUAUAUAAAUUUCAUAGCCUUGAAUGUUCCUCCUUCACGUGCUAUAGACCUUUGUACCUUGCUUGCCCCCCAUCUCCGCAAUCCCUACUGUUCUUAAGCUAAAGCUGUGCCAAUUUUUUUUGAGCAUUUUUCCUAAUUGAAAUGGCCAUGGAAUGGGAGCAAAAGACUCUGAUCAGUGAACUGAAUCAAGGGAAAGAGCUAGCAAAGCAGCUUAUGAAUCAUCUUAACCCUUCUUCGUCGCAUGAAACUUGUGAAUUCUUAAUUGAGAAGAUACUUUCUUCUUAUGAAAAAGCACUUUCAAUGAUAAAUUGGGGUGCUUGUGUAGAAGAGCCCAAAUCCACCAUCAACAAUCUUGAAUCGCCUAGUUCUUUUGCCAUUACUAGCCCAAGAAGUGAAGGCUAUGACCAAGACUCUAAGCACAAAGAUGUCUACAAGAAAAGAAAGACAUUGCCCCGAUGGACAGAACAAGUGAAGGUUUGCUCCGGGACAGGGCUAGAAGGCCCUCUUGAUGAUGGUUAUAGCUGGAGAAAAUAUGGGCAGAAAGACAUCCUUGGAGCUAAUUUUCCGAGGGGUUAUUAUAGAUGCACUCAUCGACAUUCACAAGGCUGUUUAGCCACAAAGCAAGUUCAAAGAUGUGAUGAAGACCCCACUAUUUUCGAAGUUACCUAUCGAGGUCGUCACACUUGUAGCCAAGCAUCUCAUUUAAACGUGGCAUCGGCAUCAGUAAAAGAAAACAAAAGAAAGUUUCAACCCCAACAACAGUCACAGGAAAUAGUGUUCAAUUAUGGAGGUGGGCUUAAAAGUGAGGACAUGGAAACUAGAGAGGAUGACAUAUUUCCGUCCUUUUCUUUCCCUUCUACACCAAUUGGAUCAGACAAUGCUGAUAAUAAUAUUUUCUCGGAGUCCAUAAUGUUGGAGAACAAUUUCAUGGGGAGUUUUUCUCCAACUUUUAUAUCACCAGCAACAUCUGAAUCCAACCUGUUUUCACUGUCUCCAUGCCACAUAAACAGUUACAGACUAGGCCACAAUGUGCAAACAUCCGAAUCUGAUCUCACUGACAUAAUUUCUGCCCCGACUUCUGUCACCAAUUCACCAAUUGGGAACUUGGAUUUUUCACUUGAUAAGGUGGACAUUGACCCAAAUUUCCCAUUUGACAACCCGGAAUUCUUCUCCUAAUUGUUACCUCAUUAGCCACAAUUAACAAACCCCCCCCCCCCUCCCCCCCCCCCAAAAAAAAAAAAUCCAAAAAAAGAGGUUUGCAAAUUUGGUGGAUUAGGCAAUGCCUUUGCAUCAUAGUCAGCAUCGAAAGAGAUAUCAAGAAUGUUCAUAUGAGUGAUGACCAAAGUUGUAUAUGAAUGUCUCUAUGGUGAUAGUCAUGAGAAUUUUCACUUGCUUAGUUUUUUAAAGUAUUGGAAAUAAUGUGUAGCAGUAGCUCCUCAUGUCAAAUUUUCUGCCUUUUACCUUUUAAAAAAAAAAAAAAAAACCUGUAUUGGUUGUAAACUCGUUAGUGAUUGAUUUUCCUCCCAUUUUGGGUUCAAGCACUAAAAAAUCUGUUUAAAGAAAGAACAUUGAUUUCUUGGGUA
Messenger RNA from Quercus lobata, 2183 nucleotides. Its product is annotated as probable WRKY transcription factor 53. Gene Ontology annotation, biological process: regulation of DNA-templated transcription. Gene Ontology annotation, molecular function: DNA-binding transcription factor activity; transcription cis-regulatory region binding. Bases 742 to 1776 code for a protein of 344 amino acids. The record is from RefSeq and is a predicted model, not a curated record. The transcript has 3 exons. Gene Ontology annotation, cellular component: nucleus. Lineage: Eukaryota; Viridiplantae; Streptophyta; Magnoliopsida; Fagales; Fagaceae.